AUGUGGCCACUGGUCUCCUUCUUGUUGGCGUGUCUUUCCCUGCCGAGGCUUUUCCAGGAUGCCCUCUACGGUGCAGCUCGAAACCAAAUGCACGCGAUGGUCGUGGCCCUGAACCCGCUUCGGGCAAGGUCGUCGCUGGGCCACUUCGUCAACAUCCUCGUGGCCGCCACGGCCGCGCAUAUGGUGUCUGUGCAAGGGAAGGAGGUUCUCGAGUGCUGCCUGGCCUCUCGUGGGCCCAAAAAGCAGCUUUGCCUUGAGCUUCUCCAACCCGCCAGGCGGUUUCGCGACGGCGCCUUGCAUGCGCUGCUCGUCGGCCUGAGCUUGGCCUUUGGAAGCUUGGCGACGCUGCAGGUGGGGAAGCUGGGUUCUUUUCUUUUCCGGCUGAUCCUGCGGCGACCAAGAGGGCUGCUCCUCGGGGGCAUGAUGCUGGCGCUCUGCCAGCUGCGCCUUCGCCGCGGUGCCGCUUCGGAGGACAAAAGCCCCCAGGCGUCCCAGAGCCUUCCGGCGCUGCUUCUGAACAAGGUGGCCGGGGUGGGUCGGGCUUCCGCCAAAGCGGACGAGGCGAAGCCGGAGACAGAGCCGAAGGAGGCGGCCGGCGAGGUCGCCCAGAUCGGCGGCGAGCUGACGACUCCGACUGUGGAACUCAAGGAUGUGGCUUUGGAGCCGACGCAGUGCAACCCCGAACCGACCAUCCUGGUGCCCACGGCAGACCUUGAGGUCCAAAGCGCCCCUGCACUCGACACCGAGACGGCCGUGCACAUGGAGGUCAGCCGCAAAUCGAACAUGGAAGCCCUGGCCACUGCUCGCAACCGGGAGGCCAAGCUGGGUGCCUCUGCAGAGACAGAGGGGCCUAGGACCUUUGCAAGGUACACGCCCGUGGUGAUGACGCAGAUUGCAGGCAGGUCCGUGACACCUCUCCGUGAGGGACACGCCAGCGUGCCACUGGCGCAAACGCAGGUCUAUCGCGUCAGUCACGGCGUGAUCCAACAGUCAGCGUCGCGCAAGGGCUCUUCCUACACGAUCCCGGUGGCUGUGCGCCCCAGGCAUUCCUUGCCCGGCCAGUCGGCUGGCACUCCAGCAGGACGCGUCCCUUUCCGCCUCGCAUCCGCUGGAUCUGCUCGGAUCGUUCGUCCAGCGGUGCCACCGACGCAGGUGCGAAGCGUGGCAAUGACACCAGUGUACAGGUCAACGGGACACCUCACGGAGCAAAAGGCGGUGCCUCCGCCUCCGAGAGUCUUCGUCUCUGCUCCCGUGGCUGGGGCCGCUGUGCAUUCUGUGCAUUACAGCCCUGACGGCCAUCCGGCCUCAAGUGUUACAGUCACGCAGUCUUGGAGCCCGCCGAAGAAGACAAAUCUCUGA
This is a messenger RNA of Symbiodinium sp. CCMP2592, 1359 nucleotides long. The record is from the annotation of a GenBank genome assembly. NCBI's taxonomy places the organism in Eukaryota, Dinophyceae, Suessiales, Symbiodiniaceae.